Messenger RNA from Arabidopsis arenosa, 1091 nucleotides. Lineage: Eukaryota; Viridiplantae; Streptophyta; Magnoliopsida; Brassicales; Brassicaceae. The record is from the annotation of a GenBank genome assembly.
AGCAAAAAAUUUCAGAGAACAAAUCUUGAGAGAAAAAUGGAAAGAGCCAAAGUUUUCAAGCUUUUCCUCACCUCAAUCCACAAAACCAUCACUUCUUGGAAUCAUCAUUCCAAAAGCCCAACCUUUCGUUUGUCCGACAGUUGGGGGAAGUUGAGCUGGGUGGGAGCUACAGAAAUCCAGGAGAGUUUUCCUCGGCAUGGCAAGAUUGUUAUAGAGUUUUUUGAUUCUUAUUCUGUUGCUGUGGGUAAGUAUUCCUUCAAGCUCAAGUAUGGAAAAAUCCUAUUUGAAGAAAAUUCCAAGCAGAUGGGUGAGUUUGAGGCCUCUUUGCUUGAGGAAAAGAUCUCACUUCUCAGAGGAAGAACAGUGAACGAGUCUCAGUUAACAAAGCUCAAUGAAAUUGUUGAUGGCUGGAUUACAUACGCCCUCAAGAAAACAGGAGCACAUUUCCUUGAGGUUUCAAAGGAUGAUAAAAAGAUGACGGAAGCUAUCAACGAGAUCGGUGAAGCAAGAAAUGCUCUAACUGUAAACUCAACGUCCGAUAUGAUCGAACAAACCUGCAAAUCUUGCGCAGCGAAAUCCACGAUCUUCGAUUACAACUUCUGUGUCUCCUCUCUCAACAACUCACCAAUCGAUCUUCCUUCUCCGACCAAUCUUUCUUCUCUUGCCCUAGUUCCAAUGCUUCAAGCUCUCGACAACGCCACCGCAACAGCUUCCACCAUUCAACAGCUUCUGAUAAGCGAGGACGACGGUGGUUUCCGCGGUGCUUGCCUUCGUGACUGCCUCGAGCUUUACGAGGACGCUGCGGAUAGAUUGGAGGAGGCAGUAAGAGUUUUUAUUGCAAGGAAAGAGUUAGGGACGGUGAAUGUGAUGGUUACCGCCGCCAUGGAAUCCGCCGUGACGUGUGAGGAUGGGUUUAGGGAGAGAGACGGUGACGGCGGUGGUGGUGUGAUGACAUGGACGUCUCCAAUUGGUGGUGAGAAUUACAAGUUGUUUAAAUUGGGCCAGAUUGCUCUUUGUAUAAUCAAUAUGCUCUCUUCUUCUGUCACAUCUCUAUCUUUCUAAAUCGUUUUCAAUGAAGACAUUUUAGGGUU